AUGUUGAUUGAGAGAGGGGGCGGCAUCGCAACAGUGAUGAGAAGAGCAGAGGAUAGACCAGAUGCAGAUAAACUAGUCAGCAGAAGAGAUGACAUCUCACUGCAAGACACAGCUACUAUCUCCGCAGCUGUAAGAGAUGCAGAAGAGAGAGAAAAUAUAAUAAUAAGAGCAGUGCUUCUGCAGCUCAUUGACACUGCUGUCUUCACUUUCAAUCUGGCUUUCUUGAUGAUCAUGAAGACUGCAGCUGCAUUAUAA
This is a messenger RNA of Blastomyces gilchristii SLH14081, 255 nucleotides long. RefSeq lists its product as uncharacterized. The record is from RefSeq and is a predicted model, not a curated record. The transcript has a single exon. NCBI's taxonomy places the organism in Eukaryota, Fungi, Ascomycota, Eurotiomycetes, Onygenales, Ajellomycetaceae. Bases 1 to 255 code for a protein of 84 amino acids.